Heterocephalus glaber (naked mole-rat) is the source of this 3102-nucleotide messenger RNA. The record is from RefSeq and is a predicted model, not a curated record. Lineage: Eukaryota; Metazoa; Chordata; Mammalia; Rodentia; Bathyergidae.
CCAGUUGGAUUUGCUUACGUCACUUCCUGGAGUAGAGCCGCGAAUACCGGAAGCCCCCCGCGUGAGAAGAGAGGGGCUGUGCCGCGCGGGGGAUGCUAUGGGCCGUAGGAAGGCGCCAGGUAAUGGAUCCCUGGGCCGGGCCCUUAUCCGCCACCAGACUCAGCGGAGCCGUAGCCACCGUCGCACUGACUCCUGGUUGCACACAAGCGAACUCAACGAUGGCUAUGACUGGGGCCGUCUCAAUCUGCAGUCGGUGACUGAACAGAGCUCCCUCGAUGACUUUCUCGCAACUGCAGAACUGGCAGGAACAGAGUUCAUAGCUGAGAAGCUAAAUAUUAAGUUUGUGAACCCUGAGGCCAGAACUGGACUGCUGUCUUUUGAGGAGAGCCAGAGAAUUCAGAAGCUUCAUGAAGAAAACAGACAGUUCUUGAGUAUACCGCGGAGACCAAUCUGGGACAAUAAAACUAGCCCAGAAGAACUCAGACAGGCGGAGAAAGAUAACUUCCUGAAAUGGAGACGCCAGCUUGUCCGGCUAGAAGAGAAACAAAAGUUGUUACUGACUCCAUUUGAACGAAACUUGGACUUUUGGCGUCAGCUCUGGAGGGUCAUUGAGAGAAGUGAUAUUGUGGUCCAAAUAGUAGAUGCUCGGAACCCACUCCUGUUCCGCUGUGAGGACUUGGAAUGUUAUGUGAAAGAGCUGGACCCCGCUAAGGAGAACGUCAUCCUGAUCAACAAGGCAGACCUGCUGACCGCCGAGCAGCGCAGCGCCUGGGCCUCGUACUUUGAACAAGAAGGCGUGCAGGUUAUUUUCUGGUCAGCUUUGACCGGAGCUGCCCAGCCAAAUGGGGACUCUGAGGAGCCAGGGAACCGCAACACUGGGGAAGCCAGCACCGCAGAGUCUGAAGACUCCAGCUCUGAGGAGGGCACAGCUCCGCCUGCUGAGGGCCACCCUCGCCCACGCAGUGAGGCCGCGGCUAGCAGCGAGGAAGACAGCAACAGCGAGUACGAGGACUGCUGGGAGGAGGAGGAGGAGGACUGGCACACGUGCUUGGAGGAGGACAGUGGUGCCGAGGAGGAGAGCCAUCCUGCACAGCCGGGAGCUGAAGGCAUGGAAGCCCGGCAGAGGAGGCCUCGCACCCUCAGCCACCUAGUGUCCAAGUGGGAGCUGCUGGAGUUCUUAAAGCGGCUGCACACCGGCAGGAGGGUGAAGGCCGGGCAGCUCACCGUGGGCCUGGUGGGCUACCCUAACGUUGGCAAGAGUUCCACCAUCAACACCAUCAUGGGCAACAAGAAAGUGUCGGUGUCCGCCACGCCCGGCCACACCAAGCACUUCCAGACCCUCUAUGUGGAGCCCGGCCUCUGCCUGUGUGACUGCCCCGGCCUGGUGAUGCCGUCCUUUGUGUCCACCAAGGCAGAGAUGACCUGCAGUGGAAUCCUGCCUAUCGACCAGAUGCGAGACCAUGUCCCUCCCGUGUCACUCGUGUGCCAGAACAUUCCGCGGCGGGUCCUGGAAGCAACCUACGGCAUCAGCAUUAUAAAGCCCAGGGAAGACGAAGAUCCUUACCGUCCUCCAACCUCAGAAGAAUUGCUGACGGCUUAUGGAUACAUGCGUGGAUUCAUGACGGCGCACGGCCAGCCAGACCAGCCUCGCUCUGCGCGCUACAUCCUAAAGGACUAUGUCAGGGGUAAACUGCUGCACUGCCACCCCCCUCCCGGAACGGACCCCGUGAUGUUUCAGUAUCAACACCAGCAACUCCUGGAGAACAGGAUGAAUGGUGAAGAAACAAAAAUGCAGCCGAGUAGAAACACAAAAGAGAAACAGAUUGAAAACGUAGUUGACAAAACAUUUUUCCAUCAAGAGAACGUGCAGGCGCUGACCAGAGGGGUGCAGGCCGUGAUGCGGUACCAGCCAGGCAGCGGCCUGGUGACCGCAGCUACCGUGAGCGCUGAGAACUCGGCUGGGAAGCCCUGGAAGAAGCACGGCAACAGGAACAAAAAGGAGAAAAGCCGCAGACUCUACAAGCACCUGGACAUGUGACCCAGACCAGCGGUGAGAGGGUGGGUGGCCAAGCAGCUGUUGGGCCGCAGACUCUCCCGGGACAGGCACCAGCGAGUGUGCACUUGGGCCGUGUGGCCACCCCGAAGCCUUGGCAUCUGGGUGCAGCUCGGGACAGCCGCUCUGCACAUCGAGUCAGGGAGCCCGGAAGCAGGUCCUGGGGAAGGUGGGCCCAGGAGGAAGGCAAUGGUGUGUGUUUGUGCAAAUGCACACGUGCUCCUGGUUUGUGAAUCAGAUUUUCUGAAGGGAUUAGAAUUAAAUUCCCACUGACCUUCCUCUCGGUGUGAGUGGGUGAACUGCCAGCUGGACCGUCCACAUCCCACCUCGGUCUUGCUUUGCUGAAGUUCUGCUGGGGUUCAGGGACAGCUUCUGAGGAUGUGGAUUAGAUUAGCUGGCCCUGCCUGCACACCUCCAGCACAGCCCAAUUUGACUGGGCAGAGGCCUGGGCUGCAGGUCCUUCAGAGUUCCUAGGGGCGGUGAGCUUCAUCUGUAAGCCACCAGCACCACCAGGUGACCAGGGCUGUCAUUUCCGGCCCUGGGCCCCUGAGCUCCUCCAUGCAUGGCUCCUCCCCGUCACAGGUGGCUCCGGCCUCUGCCAUCACAUGCCACACACUGCAGUUCUCCCGGCCCCCUGCUCCUGUGCUUCUGUAGCCUUCUCUGGGCCUCAUUUUCCCCCUAACUCAGGGCUUAACUCUGGCUUAUAGCGGAGGUGCUUUGGGGAAAGUACACAUCCCCACAAGACCUUCUUGCAGAAUCAAGAGGCCCCGAGUCCUGAAGCGCACCCAGGAAUCCAUAGUUGAGCACUUCUCGCUGGCAGGGUCAUAAAGCCAGGCAUCACAGGAUGGGCCAUCCCAAGGGACCAUGCAGACAGGGCUUCUGUGGGGAUCGCUGACUGCAGUUAUCAUGCCUGUCUUAAGCCAUGUGCUACACUCCAACAGUCACGUGACAAAGCCAUUUCCAUAGACACCAGUAAGUGGCAGGCAGCUGUGUUUAGGACGUCAUACCAGGGCAAAUGUUACAUCCUGGGAAUUAAAAGAUUAUGUUUA